AUGGCACCGUCCGCAGUGUCAACAUCAAAUUCGGAGCCGCCACUCAGAUGGGGAAUCCUGGCCACAGGUUGGAUAUCCGACAAAUUCGUCCGCGAUCUCCUUCUUGCUCGAAAGUCAGCCAAGGCAUCUCAUCAGCUCAUCUGUGUGGGUUCCUCCUCGACUGAGAAAGCCGGCGCCUUUGUCGACAAGAUAUGGUCGGAGAUCGGCAGUUCUGCGACCAAACCCACAGCCCUGGGUGACUAUGAGUCGGUCUUCUCGCAUCCGGAGGUAGACAUCGUCUAUAUUGGGACACCACAUGCAUUGCACAGGCAGAACAGCCUCGACGCCAUUGCCGCCGGCAAACAUGUUCUUUGCGAGAAACCAUUCACCAUCAACGAGAGGGAGGCGCAAGAAGUCUUCGCAGCAGCCAAAGCCAGGGGUGUUUUUGUGAUGGAAGGCGUGUGGACUCGUUUCCUUCCGAUCAUGGCUUCGCUGAGAAAGAUGUUGUAUGAGGAGGAGGUGAUUGGCCACGUUCACCGAUUGUUCUGUGACUUUGGACUAUUCAUGCCUCUGAGCUCACUGCCGGCGGAUAGCCGACUCAAAGAUCCAAACCUGGGGGCGGGAGCUUUAUUGGACAUCGGUAUCUAUCCGCUGACUCUGGCAUCAAUGAUCCUCGGCGAGUUUCGAGUUGGUGACGACCAUCCGCCGUUUGAAGUAGUCAGCUCUCUGGCCGUUGAAUCCGCCAUUGACUAUCAAGACGCGGUCAUUCUCAAAUACCUCGACACCAACCGGAUGGCAAUCUGCACAUCCAGCCUUCUUCACAAGACGUCCAAUGACUUUUGCAGGAUUGAAGGAUCCGAGGGGCAUAUCACUCUCUUCGGACCUGCCGCGAGUGUACCGACUGGCCUGAGGGUCAAGACAAAGUCGACUGACGCAGAAAAAGUUGUCGAAUUUGACCGGGAGGGAGGUAUGGGGCUCUUCUAUGAAGCAGAUGCUAUUGCUCUUGACAUCAAAGGAGGCAGAAAAGGAAAUGAUACGAUGCCUUGGGCAGAGACAUUGCGGAUGAUGCGCCUCCUGGAUGGCAUCAGGCAAGCCGGGGGUGUACGGUAUCCCCAUGACGAGUAA
Fonsecaea nubica is the source of this 1104-nucleotide messenger RNA. Its product is annotated as sulfate adenylyltransferase. Gene Ontology annotation, molecular function: nucleotide binding. Bases 1 to 1104 code for a protein of 367 amino acids. The record is from RefSeq and is a predicted model, not a curated record. NCBI's taxonomy places the organism in Eukaryota, Fungi, Ascomycota, Eurotiomycetes, Chaetothyriales, Herpotrichiellaceae. The transcript has a single exon.